AUGAACAGGAAAGCCCCCAACAUGAUCCGAAGUAGCAACGCAAGGAGCAAAAGGAACGAACUGAAUGAGGAGCAGAAGCUAGAAAUAAAAGAAGCCUUUGAUCUAUUCGACACGAAUGGCACGGGAAGAAUCGACGCGAAGGAGCUGAAAGUUGCCAUGCGGGCCCUGGGCUUCGAACCCAAGAAGGAAGACAUUCGUAAAAUAAUUUCCGAUGUUGACCAAGAUGGGUCGGGCACUAUCGACUUCAAUGAUUUCCUUGACAUCAUGACCAUCAAGAUGAGUGAACGAGACCCAAAGGAGGAAAUCCUCAAAGCCUUCCGCCUCUUCGACGACGACGAAACUGGGAAGAUAUCCUUCAAGAAUUUGAAGCGAGUAGCGAAGGAGCUGGGAGAAAACAUAACUGACGAGGAAAUCCAGGAGAUGAUUGAUGAAGCUGACCGAGAUGGAGAUGGAGAAAUUAACGAGGAGGAAUUCAUGCGCAUUAUGAAGAAGACGAAUUUGUUCUAA
Plasmodium knowlesi strain H is the source of this 507-nucleotide messenger RNA. Its product is annotated as centrin-1, putative. Gene Ontology annotation, cellular component: centrosome; centriole. Gene Ontology annotation, biological process: centriole replication; mitotic cell cycle. The transcript has 6 exons. Lineage: Eukaryota; Apicomplexa; Aconoidasida; Haemosporida; Plasmodiidae. Bases 1 to 507 code for a protein of 168 amino acids. The record is from RefSeq and is a predicted model, not a curated record. Gene Ontology annotation, molecular function: calcium ion binding.